GAGGGGGCGGGGACUCCGCGCGGGGUCGAAGGGCGCCGGGAGAGAGGGGUCGCGGCUGGGACGAACGCCGAUGCUCUCGGCGGGCGCCAUGCGGUUGGUUCGAUUCCGGAUGAUCGGAGCUGUUGAGCCCCGUUUGGGGCUGGAAUUGGCGCCGGGAGGGGAUGUGGUGGAUCUGAAGGCGGCGGAGCCGUCGUUGCCUCAUUCCAUGCGUUCCUUCCUGGAGAGCGGCCAAAGCGGACUGAGCAUCGCCCGGAGGGCGCUGGAGGCCGGGCGGCACCGGGUGCCGCGGGAAGCGGUGCAGCUCCUGGCGCCCAUCGGAGACCCGGAGAAGGUGAUCUGCGUGGGGCUCAACUACCGCGACCACUGCGCCGAGCAGGGAGCCGCCGUUCCCGAAUAUCCCAUCAUCUUCAGCAAAUUCCCCAGCGCCAUCGCCGGACCCUUCGACGACAUCGUCCUUCCCGAGGAGAGCAACGAGGUGGACUGGGAGGUGGAAUUGGCGGCGGUCAUCGGGAAGAAGGGGCGGCGCAUCGCGGAGCCGUCGGCGCUGGAGCACAUCGGGGGCUUCACGGUGGCGAACGACGUGAGCGCGCGGGAUUGGCAGCGGCGGAACGGCCGCCAGUGGCUGCUCGGAAAAUCCUUCGACACCUUCUGUCCCAUCGGACCCGCCAUCGUCACCCCCACGGAGCUGCCCGACGUCCACAACCUGCGGAUCCGGUGCCGCGUUAACGGUCGGUUGAUGCAGGAGAGCAGCACGGAGCAGCUCAUCUUCCCGCUGCCCAGGAUCAUCUCCUGGGUAUCCCGGUUCGUCACCCUCGUGCCCGGGGACCUCGUGCUGACGGGAACGCCCGCGGGAGUGGGGUUCUUCAGGAAACCCCCCGUGUACCUCCAGGGAUUUUGGGGUGUCCGUGUCUCGCCAGGCGGGGGAUGAGGUGCAGUGUGAGAUCGAGGGCCUCGGCACCAUCUGCAACCGCGUGGUGUAAACCCCCCCCCCUUCUCCCGAUUUUCCCGGCUCGGAUCCCACUUUGGGAUCCCCCAAAUCCCAAUAAAUCCCCA
Cuculus canorus (common cuckoo) is the source of this 1053-nucleotide messenger RNA. It is a transcript of the gene FAHD2A, whose product is annotated as fumarylacetoacetate hydrolase domain containing 2A. The coding region runs from base 71 to 928 and encodes 285 amino acids. The transcript has 8 exons. Lineage: Eukaryota; Metazoa; Chordata; Aves; Cuculiformes; Cuculidae. The record is from RefSeq and is a predicted model, not a curated record. Gene Ontology annotation, molecular function: hydro-lyase activity.